Messenger RNA from Closterium sp. Naga37s-1, 2130 nucleotides. Lineage: Eukaryota; Viridiplantae; Streptophyta; Zygnematophyceae; Desmidiales; Closteriaceae. The record is from the annotation of a GenBank genome assembly.
AUGGGAGAAGUGGGGAAACAAGAGGGGGAGGGGGAAAGGGGGGGGGAGUGGGGGGUGAGGGGAAAGGAGGGUACGGGAAAAGGGAACAAGGAGGAGGGAAUGGGGGAACUGGGUGAAUGGAAGAAUGGGGAAACCAGGGAAGGGGAGAAAGAGGGAACGGAAACGGAGUUCCCAGGUGAAAGCGAGGUGUGGUGUGGACCAGACCAAACCAUCGGUGGUGGGUGGGUGGGCGGUGGCCACUAUCCCUCUCCUGCUACCCUUUUUUACCGUUCUCUACCCCUCUUCCCUUUUUGCCCUCGUCCCUCGGCCACCCCAGGUGUUCUCCUGGCACAGGUGCAGUCUGGAGAUCCGCAGGCGGGUGUAUUGGUAUAUCCCCUUCCCCUUCUUGUUCCAACCUUCCCCCCUCUUCCACUCGCCUCCCCUUUUCUCACCCCUCCCCCAGGUGUUCACCUGGCACGGGUGCGGUCUGGAGAUGCGCGGGCGGGUGUAUUGGCAAUUUGGCAUAUCCCCUUCCCCCUCUUCCACUCGCCUCCCCAAACCAAAACCCCCCCCCCGUCUCCCACCAGGUACUCACCCUCCCCCUCUACCAAUUUGGCACGGGUGCGGUCUGGAGGUGUUCACCUGGCACGGGUGCAGUCGGUAGAUGCGCGUGCGGGUGUACUCCCUUCCCCCGCUUGUUCCGACCCUUUUUCCCUCCUCCACUCGCCUCGCCUCCCCCCAUGCUCCCCACCCCCAGGUGUUCACCUGGCACGGGUGCAGUCUGGAGAUGCCAUGUAUGCUGCUGACGAGGUAUGGAAGGAGGACUGUGAGUGUGAGCGACUGUCUUUGGUGCUGCUCUGUGUGCGUAGUGUCUUUGGGUCGCCAACACUGCCAGAUGCCAUGUAUGCUGCAGACGAGACCCCCAUGGUGAGCUAUCUGAAUCUUCACGCGGUGCUGAACGUGCGGCGAGUGGAGGCAGCUAGGAGCCUCAUGCGUGCGAAGCAGCAACUGGCACAGCUGCAGCAGCAGCAACAGCAGCUGCAGUAUCAACAUCAGCAACGGCAGCAGCAGCAUCCGCAUCAUCAGCAGCAGUAUCAGCACCAGCUGCAGCGGUUGCAGCGGCACAAGCAGCAACUGGAGAACAAAAUUAACUCCCUCGUUCUCACCAAGGUGCCAAGGGUGCUGCUAGUCGGUCCAACAGACUCGGGCAAAUCCACGCUAGGCAGAAUGCUUCUAUGCUGGGCGGCCAGGCAGCAGUGGCAUCCCACGUACGUGGACCUAGACGUGGCUCACAGCAGUGUGACCGUGCCGGGGGCAGUAGCCGCCACGCCUGUGGAGGCACCCCUAGAAGCCAACGCCAGGACUGUGGAGGAGGCGCCUCUGGUGCUGUUCUAUGGGCAUACCAACCCCAGUGCCAACCUUGACCUAUAUCGAGCACUGGUGACGGCACUGGCAGACGCAACAGACAGGCGACUGGGCAUCACACCCUUGGGAGACGGAGGAGGAGGGGAGGAGGGGGGAGGGGAUGGUGGAACAGCAGGAGCAGGAGCAGGGAGGGAGGCAGCAGGAGAGGCGGCAGCGAUAGGGGCGGCAGCAAUAGGGGCGGUUCCAGUGGAGGCAGCAGCAGCAGGGAUCAUAGCGAACAGCAUGGGAUGGGUGGACGGGGCUGGUUACCAGCUGCUGCUACACUCCAUUGAUGCCUUGCGGGCCAACGUGGUGCUUGUACUGGGGCAGGAGCGACUCUACAGCAUGCUUUCGGAGCACUACCGAAGCAAAGCGGCGGCAGCUGCUGCGGAUGGUAUCCCUGCCGGCCAUGCAGCGGCGGUGGAGGUGGUGAAGCUUGUGCGGUCCGGAGGUGCCGUGUCCCGUGCUUCCAAGUUCAGGCAGCGGUUGAGACAAGCAGUCAUAAAGGCAUACUUUUACGGGCCCGAGCGGCAGUUCUCGCCUCAUUCAAGCACAUCCAGCUGGUCGGAGUACACGGUGCUGAGAGUAGGGGGAGGGCCACAGGCACCGCAGUCAGCACUUCCCAUCGGAGCAGCGAGGGUUUCAGACCCGCUUCGUACUGCACCAGUGGUUCUUUCACGGGAGCUGGAGCAUCAUGUGCUGGCGGUUUCGCAUGCCAAGGAGGAGAAGGACGCUGUUACUGGGUGA